Melampsora larici-populina 98AG31 is the source of this 408-nucleotide messenger RNA. RefSeq lists its product as uncharacterized. NCBI's taxonomy places the organism in Eukaryota, Fungi, Basidiomycota, Pucciniomycetes, Pucciniales, Melampsoraceae. The record is from RefSeq and is a predicted model, not a curated record. Gene Ontology annotation, biological process: protein folding. Gene Ontology annotation, cellular component: prefoldin complex; cytoplasm. The coding region runs from base 1 to 408 and encodes 135 amino acids. The transcript is spliced from 4 exons.
AUGCGCAUGCUACACUCGUCUGCCGCCGAUGAGCCUGAGGUGGAGGUCAACCAAGCCGACCAAGCGAAUAUCAACCGGUUUUCGAAUCUUAAUGUUCAAUACGAAGAACUCGAAGCUAAACUUCAAGCCAAGAAAGAUGAACUUGAUUACCUUUCUGAGUUAGAGACGGAUCUGAUGAUGCUAGAUGAUGAUGAAUUGGUGAUGUAUAAGCUUGAGACCUCUCUGGUACACAUGACUCCUGCUAAAGCCACCGAGCUCAACGAACGUAACCAAAAGAAACUUUCAGACACCGUAGAUCGGCUUCAAGCAGAUCUAGAGAAGUGCGAUGAAGAGAUGAGCCAGCUGAAAAAGUUACUUUACAAAAAAUUUGGCAAUACUAUCAACCUGGAGCGCAACGAACCUGCCUAA